AUGAUCUACGAUCUACCUGCAGACCCAGCAUACCCUGCGACGUUCGCAGGCGCAGACACGCCCAUCAUCAUCGACAACGGCACCCAUCACGUCCGUGCAGGCUAUGCAAACGCUACCUCACCACACCUCGAUAUCCUCAAUCUCUCUAGCAAAACACGGAUAAAGAAAGCAAACGACUAUGUCGUCCUUGCAGGGCAUGACUGUGUGCUCGAUACAAGUUCACGGUCAAGUGCGCGAUCACCGUAUGAUGGCUCCAUCAUCACGAAUUGGGAUUCCAUGGAGACAAUUUUGGAUUAUACAUUUUUGAAACUCGGUCUUGCUGGGCAAGAAACGACGAAUCCAAUAGUCAUGACAGAGACAAUCUGUAACUUACCGGCGAGUCGCAAACAGAUGAAUGAAUUGCUGUUUGAAUGCUAUGGCGCACCUUCCGUGGCAUACGGUAUUGAUCAUCUCUUCUCCUUCCAUGAAAAUGGUGGACAUUCUGGUAUUGUCAUUGGUUCAGGACAUCAAGCAACCCAUGUACUGCCCGUGCUACAAGGCAAACCUCUCCUCGAACACUGCAAGCGGUUGAGUCUCGGCGGCUUGUCUGUUUCUUCCUUCCUCUUGCGUCUCCUGCAGCUCAAGUAUCCAAAUUUCCCCAUCAAAGUGACAGCGGCACAAGCUGCACAGAUGGUCAAGGAUCAUACAUAUGUCUCAACAGACUACGACAAUGAGCUCAAGUCCUUCCUUGGAAGUUGCUUGACAGAGAAAGACAUUGGCAUCCAGUUCCCCUACGUCGAUACAACGGAACCUGAAAAAACGGCUGAAGAACUCGCUGCGAUCGCGCAACGUAGAAUAGAGAGUGGCCAACGUCUCCAACAAGCCGCUGCUGCAAAACGAUUGGAAAAAUUGGUUCAAGCAGAACAAGACCUCGAUGCCUAUCUUGAGCUCAAAAAAAUUGGCAAGUCGCUUACAAAGAAGGAUUUCUUGCUGCGACUGCAGUCGGAAAUGAUGGAUUCUGAGCAAAUUCUAGAUACACGCAUUGCUGUCCUUGAAGAACGCAUCAAACGUGCUCGAAACAAAGAUCUCGGUGUCGUGGAGGAGGAGGUGAAGGAAGCGCCUGAUUUCUCACUUGUUGAUGUACCGGAUGCGCAACUUGAUGAAGCAGGAAUCAAAGCGAAACGUGGGCAACGAUUGCUCAAGUACAGCUAUGAUGCGCGACAACGUGCGAAAGCUGAAAAGCAAGCACAGCGAGAGCGUGAUGAAGCAGAUCGUCUUGCUGAUAUUGCAAAGAGGGAACGAGAUCUGGGAGAGUGGGUGGCCGGCAAACGUCGUCAACGUCAAGUAUUACUCGACCGUAUCAAGGACCGUAAGAAGCUCAAGGCUGAGCUGCAAGAUCGCAAGAGUCUGGCGAGUCAGAUGCGGAUGAAGAGUAUUGCGGGACUUGCAGCCAAUCCUGAGGCUGGACCUGCAACAAAACGCAAACGCAAGAAUGAUGAUGAUGAUUUCGGUAUGGAUGAUGGAGAUUGGCACGUCUACCGUGACAUCGCCAAUGAGUCUGAUAAUGAAGAGGAGGAAGAGGAAAUCAAGACUGUUCGGCAGCUCGAGACGGAGCUGCUCGAGUAUGAUGGCACAUUUACUGAGCAAGAUACGCUGGAUGCAAAAGCUGAUCCAUCAAAAAGCUUACUACAUGCAUUCUUGCAUGGGCCUUACAAUGCAGAGACAGUCGGGACCUUGCCUGCAGCGCAUCAGCUGCAUCUCAACAUCGAACGCAUUCGCGCCCCUGAAAUGCUCUUCAAGCCAUCUCUUGUUGGUUUAGAUCAAGGCGGCAUCAUUGAAGUGGCAAGCGGCGUUGUCUCUCGUCUGCCGCAAAGCUCUCGCUCCAGCAUUGUCCAGGAAUUCUUCACGACUGGCGGCAACUCCCUUAUCCGCGGCUUCAAUGACCGUCUACGUGUUGACCUACGUGCCAUUCUCCCUGCUGAACAAAAAUUCACCGUCAAAGCAGCACGCGAUCCGUUGCUGGAUGCCUGGCGUGGUGCGGCGAAGUGGGCUAGUGGUGCCAAGUGGAAGCAGUCGAGUGUUACGCGGGCGGAGUAUAUGGAGAUGGGGUCUGACUACAUGAAGGAGCAUGAUCUUGGCAACGUGUCUCUGUGA
Molecule: messenger RNA, 2133 nt
Organism: Protomyces lactucae-debilis
Lineage: Eukaryota; Fungi; Ascomycota; Taphrinomycetes; Taphrinales; Protomycetaceae
Product: putative chromatin remodeling complex subunit
Exons: 2
Coding region: 1-2133 (710 amino acids)
Biological process (GO): regulation of DNA-templated transcription
Cellular component (GO): cytoplasm; Ino80 complex
Source: RefSeq, a predicted model, not a curated record